AUGUCGGCCAAGAGCGUCAAAGGCGAAGGCGGCAAGAAGCCCGCCAGCGCGGCGACAAACCUCAUCGCCGGCGGCGGCGCGGGCAUGAUGGAGGCCCUGGUCUGCCACCCGCUCGACACGAUCAAGGUGCGCAUGCAGCUGUCCCGGAGGGGGAGGACGCCGGGGACCAAGAAGCGCGGCUUCAUCAUGACCGGGCGGGACAUUGUCAAGCGGGAAACGGUUUUUGGUCUAUAUAAGGGUUUAGGCGCCGUUCUCACGGGCAUCGUCCCCAAGAUGGCCAUUCGCUUCACCUCGUACGAGUGGUAUAAGCAGCUCCUGGCCGAUCCGGAUGGGAAAGUCAGUUCGCGCGCGACGUUCAUGGCUGGUUUGGCCGCCGGUAUCACAGAGGCAGUCGCGGUGGUGACGCCCAUGGAGGUGGUCAAGAUUCGAAUGCAAGCCCAAUACCACAGUCUGUCAGACCCGCUCGACGUCCCCAAGUACCGAAGCGCACCGCACGCCCUCAUGACCGUCAUCCGCGAAGAAGGCUUCGGCGCCCUGUACCGCGGUGUGUCCCUCACUGCCCUGCGCCAGGGCACGAACCAGGCCGUCAACUUCACGGUGUACACGGAACUGAAAGAGAUGCUGCAGAAAUGGCAGCCGGAAUUCGACAACAAGAACCUCCCCGGUUACCAGACUACCGUCAUCGGGCUGAUAUCCGGCGCCAUGGGUCCCUUUUCCAACGCCCCCAUCGACACGAUCAAGACGCGGUUGCAAAAGACGCCCGCCGAGCCGGGUCAGACUGCACUCUCGAGGAUCAUGAAGAUCUCCAGCGACAUGUUCAAGCAGGAAGGACCGAAGGCGUUCUACAAAGGUAUCACGCCCAGAGUGAUGCGUGUGGCUCCUGGACAAGCGGUGACGUUUACCGUCUAUGAAUACCUGAAGGGAGCUCUGGAAAAGAGCAACCUCAUGUUUGUGGGAGGCAAGUACGAGGAAUGA
This is a messenger RNA of Fonsecaea monophora, 975 nucleotides long. RefSeq lists its product as hypothetical. Gene Ontology annotation, biological process: succinate transport; fumarate transport; transmembrane transport. Lineage: Eukaryota; Fungi; Ascomycota; Eurotiomycetes; Chaetothyriales; Herpotrichiellaceae. The transcript is spliced from 2 exons. The coding region runs from base 1 to 975 and encodes 324 amino acids. The record is from RefSeq and is a predicted model, not a curated record.